Molecule: messenger RNA, 1455 nt
Organism: Notechis scutatus (mainland tiger snake)
Lineage: Eukaryota; Metazoa; Chordata; Lepidosauria; Squamata; Elapidae
Source: RefSeq, a predicted model, not a curated record
AAAAGUUGCCUAACUUCAGAUGACACCUGUUAACUCAACCCAGUUUGUUUGUCAUCCCCUGAUGGUUAUUCAUGUGGAUUGAGAGGAACCCACCCACUCUCUUUGCAAGUAACCAGCAGAGCUUUUAAUUCAACUGCUGGUGGACAGCCAGCCAGCUGCAGAUUGGGGAGUUGUGAGUAAGACCUCACACCUUGCUUAUCCUUCACAUUACUUGUGUACCAAACAACCCCACCAUCCAGUUCCUCAUAUUAGCAAGGGACCAAGUGACAACAGAGCAAAAUUCCUUCGUGUUGACAUGAAGUCUCCAAAGCAAGGAUGGUUCUGUGUAUUAUCUCUACUGAUUCUGCCACCCCUGUCCCUGGGGACCCUUGAACCAGACUGUGUCGCCAUCACAGAGUGGAAACAGAAUGAAACUGACUGCUUAGAAGAGAUCCAGCUGCACAUGAACGAAACCGCAGGUUGCAAAAGACUAUGGGACCGGCUUCUGUGUUGGCCUGAUGCAAAUCUUGGAGAGUCGUUUUCCUUCAACUGUCCAGGCAUCAUUUUCCACUUCACAAAGGAAUCAGGUAAAGUGAAGCGAAGUUGCACCGACCAAGGCUGGUCUGACCCAUCUCCGCCGUAUUCGGAAGCUUGUUCGAUAGAAGAUGACAUCUCUCUGGAUGAAGUUUCUUUCUUUUCGACGAUCCAAACCAUCUAUACGGUGGGUUACAGCAUUUCAGCUACCACUCUGGCCGUGGCAAUCUUUAUCCUCUUGGCCUUCAGGCGACUCCGCUGCUCAAGGAACUACAUCCAUGUCCACCUUUUCGUGACUUUCAUCUUGAAGGCCAUGGCCAUCUUCAUCAAGGACUCCGUUCUCCUGGACAGCAAAGGGAGUGAUUACUGCACCUAUUCCACGCCCGAAUGUAAGAUCUCGAUGGUGUUCCUUAACUUUUCCACCAUGGCCAACUUCAUGUGGCUCUUAGUAGAAGCUAUCUACCUCAACUGCCUGCUCCUUUCUUCCUUUUCCCACGGAAGCAAAUACUACUGGUGGCUUGUCCUCUUUGGAUGGGGUAAACGCUUCUCUAAGUCGACUCUGCUUCUCAUCCCCUUGUUUGGGACUCAUUACAUCAUCUUCAACUUCCUGCCCGAAUACAGCCACGUGGGAGCCCGUCUCUACUUGGAGCUGUGCAUUGGAUCGUUUCAGGGCUUUGCCGUUGCCUUUUUGUACUGUUUUCUGAAUCAAGAGGUACAAGCAGAAGUAUGCCGGAAAUGGCGAGGCAACAAUUAUGAAUUUAUGAUGCCUAUUAGGAGGAGGAAGACCAAAUGGACGAUGCCCUCCGCUUCCGGAAUCAAAGUGACAAACCUGAUGUUUAAGAAUUAAUUGAAAUCAGCGUUUUUCAACCUUGACCGCUUGAAGAUAGGUGGACUUCAAUUCCCAGAAUUCCUCAGCCAGCAAGACUGGCUGAGGAAUUCUGG